Molecule: messenger RNA, 4120 nt
Organism: Brassica napus (rape)
Lineage: Eukaryota; Viridiplantae; Streptophyta; Magnoliopsida; Brassicales; Brassicaceae
Product: glutathione S-transferase T3-like
Exons: 3
Coding region: 1418-2215 (265 amino acids)
Source: RefSeq, a predicted model, not a curated record
CAGAAAAUCUUUUCUUUUUUAUAUAUAAUUAAAGUCGGUUUGUUGAAAUAAUGUAAAUAUUUACUUAUUUUUAAAUUUAUGAAAUUAGAAAAUAAAAAAAUUAACUGGUAUUUAUGAUGUGGUUAGAAAAAGGUAAAUAAAAAUCCAUGUUUUGAGGUUUAUACGUGAAACUGUGAAUUAUAAGACCAUAAUUAUCGAUGUUUCUACACAGAGUUUUUAAGCAUUAAAGGUGAUUUAAUUAAAUCAAAACUCAUUAAAAGCAAAGUAACCGAUCUUUAAACUGGGCAUUUAGAAACCGAUUUUGAAAGAGGUUUCACAACCACGUGUCAGCGAGAGGAAGAGUUUAAUUAUUUUUUUUUUCUUUUUCUCUUUUUCUUAUUCUCUCUUGAUUUUUUCUGUUUUUUCCCUCGUUUUCUCCGCAUGCGGCGAUCGAAAUCCACAACCUCUGCUCUCGGCUUCUCCGUGAGAGACGAUCGAAGCGGGUAUCGGUACACAGGGCGUCUACUCCGUGUUCUCCGUCCGACGGUGUAUCGAAACCCACCAAAGACGACGAUUGAAACCCACCAAAGACGGCGUCUCCUCCGUGUUCUGUCGGCAAGUGAUGGCGUUUCCUCCGUGGUCUCUCGGCGAUUGAAACCCAUCACCGCCGACGAUCGAAGCGGGUUUCGCUCCUCGCAGCGUCUCCUACGGCUUCUCUCGUCUUCUCCCCAAGAAGAGCGAUCGAAUCCGACAACGGAGGACGACUCUGUCGGCAAGUCACGGCGAAAACGGCGGUCUUCUCUCGUGAUCUCCGCUAGAAGAGCUAUCGAAACCCACCCACCACCGACGAUGCCUCUCUCGAUUCUUAUCUUUGGAAACGUUGAUAACUGUGGUGAUUUGGAUGAUGAUUACGUUAAUUAGGACGCCAAAGAACAUAUUUUUGCAUUGGCUUCGUCUCUACCAGACAUAAUGGUGACAAUCUAAUUUUUCGGCAAGGUGAGGAUGUACAACAAGUGAUGCAGCCGAGUAAGCUCCGUAACCACAACUCCAAUUUGAAACUGUCGGUGAGGUAAAACUUGAUUUCAUUUCCUUGCUUUUUUGUUAAAUGCUUCUGUCUGGAUUGUAGUUAGGUUAAUAAAUGCUUGUUAGGUUGUGGUUAGUGAGUAUGAGAAGAUGAAUGCUUGUGAUGAAUGCUUCUUUUACUGUAAAUGGUUUUUAGAUAUGUGUCAACUAAUCUCAACUGAUAGAGUUAAGAUAUGGUUUGUAGAUAUGUGUCUACUCAUCUCAACAAGCCCCGUACCUACACCGAUUUUGCUCUCUUUUCAUCUAUUAAAACCGUUGCUUUCUCUCUUUCUUUUCAUCUUCUAACACUAUCUCCCUUUUCAUUCGUCUUCAAACACAUCUCUUGUUCUUUCUAUCUUCUCUGAAAUUUUAGGAUAUGGAUUCUCUGAAUCCAUAUACUCAGCCCUCAAAUUUUGUUGAUCUGUUGAACAGUCAACAAGAUACUGUCCAUGAACCCUUUCCUUAUGAGAGGUUUUCACAUGGUGGGGAUGUCGGGUCAUCAGAACGCCCUUUCUUUAGUACUCAAGCAACAGAAACCUCAAGCUUCUGCAAAGACUCACCUACAGAUCGGAGAGAAAGGAAGAAAUGGAGCGUCUCGGAUGAUAGAGUGCUCAUUAGCGCAUGGCUAAACACCAGCAAGGACCCAGUUGUAGGGAAUGAGCAGAAAGCAGGUGCCUUCUGGUCACGCAUUGCUGCUUACUUUGCAGCUUCUCCAAAGGUUGGAAGAGGUGAAACGCGACAGGAAAUUCAGUGUAAGCAGAGGUGGCAGAAGCUGAAUGAUCUCGUUUGUAAGUUUUGUGGAGCCUAUGAGGCUGCAACGAGACAGAAAACAAGUGGCCAGAGUGAGUCUGAUAUUGUUAAACUGGCCCACGAGAUUUUCUACAAUGAUCAUAAGAAGAAGUUUACCUUUCACCACGCUUGGGAGGAGCUAAGGAAUGACCAGAAAUUGAGCAAAUUUGCAACUACUAAGAUGGAUGUAAGCGGUAAGAAGAGAAGGUGUUCGGAUGGAGCACAAUCCAAAAGCUCUCAAGCAACUACGAGCCUAGGUGAUCAACCAACAAAACGUUCUCCUGGUGUUAAGGCGGCGAAAGGAGCAUCUGGUAAGAGAAGUGUAGUGGAUCACGCGGCUGUCUCUCAGCUUCAGAGCAUGUGGACUAUCAGAGAGAAAGACUAGGCCAUGAAAGAAAGACUCACGAAGAUGGGACUGCUUGAUCGUCUCUUAUCAAAAAAAGAACCCAUAUCUGAAGUGGAGGAAUCUCUAAAGACUCAGCUAAUUACAGAGAUGUUGGGGUAGAAAACAAGUGUCUUUGGGCUCUGUGUCUUCAGUCUAUCAUGUUCUGUUUUAGGUUCUGUUUUAUGUUAUGUUACCGGUUAUGUUUUCUGUGUUUCUGCUCUAUUACCGGUUAUGUUUUAUGUGUUUCUGCUCUAGGUGUCUUCGGACUAUGUGUUAUGUUGCAUAAUGUAUGUUUCAAUGGUCAGUUUAUAUAUAAAAGCAGUUUCUAUGUUCUUGUUUCAAUGUUCUUCUGUAAAUGUUCUUGUUUGAAUGUUCUUGUUUCAAUGGUGCAGAUAGACAAGAGAAGUCACGGGUGCAAGAGAAGUCACAGGUGCAGAUAGACAAGAGAAGUCACUUCAGUCUAUCAUGUUGUGUUUUGGUUGUCUGUAUGUGUGCAGGAGAAGUCACGAGAACUUGUGUGCUUUGUUGUUUUAUGCAUGUCACAAGUCACGAGUGUUUGUUUCCUUUGUAUUAUUAUGAACUUAUGUCAUGUGUGCAAUAUGAUAUCACCAACUCUGCUUCUCUAUAUUAGGAAGUCACCAACUCUCCUUCUCUAUAUAAACACUCUAUCGUAAACACUCUAUCAUAAUACUCACCAUACAAGCUCCAAACAAAGAUAUCAAAAACACUCUAUCUCUCAUUCUCCAAAGAUAUUCACAAAAUAUUCGACUUACCUCUUAUCAACUCUCCUUCAAAGUUCCAUUCUCUCAAUCUCCUUCUCCUUGAACACAAAUAAUAUUCACAAAAGAUUCGUAAACACUCUUAUCUAUCAAUCUCCUUCAAAGUUCCAUUAUCUCUAUCUCUCAUUCUUCUUCUUCAAAUUUUUAUUCCCCAAAGAAUCAAAAAAACUUUCUACAAUUUGAUCAAAUAUAUGGCAUCUUCUUCUCAUAACACGUUUGAGGGAGUAGAUGAUGAAAAUUUCGAUCAAUAUUUUGAUCAAUAUUUUGAUCAACAUUUUGAUCAACAAUUUGAUCAAGCUUUCGAGAAUUUUUCCAUUAAUUACGAUGAUCAAGAAGAUGCAAGGAAAAAGAGGAAAAAACGAGUUCACAUCGAAAGAGAUCGUGAAGAAGGCAAUGUGCGUUUAUGGAAUGAUUAUUUCAGUAAGACUCCAACAUAUCCCGCAAAUCUAUUCAGACGACGAUUUAGAAUUAAUAAGCCAUUGUUCAUGCAUAUUGUUGAUCAACUCUCUAAUGAAGUUGAAUACUUUCGACAAAAGAAGGAUGCUCUCGGAAGGAUUAGUCUCUCUCCACUGCAGAAGUGUACGGCAGCCAUUCGUGUCUUGGCAUAUGAUACUGCGGCUGAUGUUGUUGACGAAUACCUCCGAGUCAGUGAAACCACGACUCGGUCAUGUGUGGAACAUUUUGUGGAAGAAAUAAUAUAUUUAUUCGGCGAUGAGUACCUAAGAAGACCAACCUCCGCUGAUAUUCAACGUCUGCUUGAUAUUGGUGAGCGUCGAGGAUUUCCCGGGAUGAUCGGAAGCAUCGAUUGUAUGCAUUGAGAGUGGAAGAAUUAUCCCACCGCUUGGAAAGGUCAAUAUUCACGUGGUUUGGGAAAAUCCACAAUCGUUUUAGAGGCGGUUGCUUCGUAUGAUCUAUGGAUUUGACAUGCGUUUUUCGGACCCCCAGGUACCUUAAAUGAUAUAAAUGUUCUUGAUCGCUCACCUGUUUUUGAUGACAUAAUAAACGGUCAAGUUCCUCAAGUCACUUUCUCUGUCAAUGGAAAAGAGUAUCAUUUGGCUUACUAUCUCACCGAUGGUAUUUAUCCAAAAUAGGCAACUUUUAUCCAAUCUAUUCCAAUACCACAAGG